Molecule: messenger RNA, 911 nt
Organism: Zea mays
Lineage: Eukaryota; Viridiplantae; Streptophyta; Magnoliopsida; Poales; Poaceae
Product: 2-oxoglutarate dehydrogenase E1 component
Exons: 5
Coding region: 1-702 (233 amino acids)
Biological process (GO): tricarboxylic acid cycle
Cellular component (GO): oxoglutarate dehydrogenase complex; mitochondrion
Molecular function (GO): oxoglutarate dehydrogenase (succinyl-transferring) activity; thiamine pyrophosphate binding
Source: RefSeq, a predicted model, not a curated record
AUGAUCCACAUACCGAACCGGUAUGUGACUACGGACGUUGGAUCAGCGAUCUACGGUUCAGGCCCACUAGGGGCCCAUCUACCUCCCUGGCUUCUCUUCCAGCCACCGCCGCCUCUAUCUCUCCCUUCCCUCUUCUCUCUCCCCUCACCUCUCUCCUCCGUUCCCUCGCCUCGCUCCUCUCUAUCUCGACCGAGCAGCAGCAGCCGACCGCGCCUGCAACGACCGCGACUCAGCUCGGCGCCCAGGCGGACCGACGCCGGCCACCCGGCCAGGCCCGCGGAGCCGCAGCCACGCGCGCCCAGCAAGUCGAGCUUAUCUGAAUUUGAUGAUCUUGUGGGCCACCCUGGAUUCGACAAGCAAGGGACACGCUUCAAGCGGCUCAUCAAAGACCAGAAUAAUCAUAAGGACCUCGAGGAGGGAAUUAACCGUCUAGUUCUUUGCUCUGGAAAGGUGUACUACGAACUGGAUGAAGAAAGAAGGAAGACGGAGCGCACUGAUGUUGCUAUAUGUAGAGUUGAGCAGCUCUGCCCAUUCCCCUAUGACCUCAUCCAGUGUGAGUUGAAGAGAUAUCCAAGGACACUGAAAGGCGGACGUGCGGAUUGGCUUAUAGAGAAAUGUAUUGAACUUGGAGCUUCUAGUGUUACCCCUGUCCUGACAGAACAAUGUCACACAAUAGCGGAAAAUCGGGUGGACAGGCUGUAAUGCCUUGUGCUGGAUGCAGUUAAGCAAUGUAUGGAGUUUGGGUAUCACCUCCGUUCUUGGCCUGUUAAACAAUGUACGGAGUUUGGGGUUAAAUGAUUUUGUAAAGUGUUUGCAAAUAUGUGCAAAACAUGAUAAUGUGUAGGUUUUGUGAAUGAUUUUGUUGUGGUGUUUGUUGAUGGUUUAUGUGAUGUGGAUCUAUCAUUGUGCAA